Molecule: messenger RNA, 570 nt
Organism: Knipowitschia caucasica
Lineage: Eukaryota; Metazoa; Chordata; Actinopteri; Gobiiformes; Gobiidae
Source: the annotation of a GenBank genome assembly
AUGUCUCCCAUCACCGCUGCUUCAUUCCUCCUGCUGCUGGCUCACUGCGGGGCCAGUCGCUUGGGCCCGUUCAAGCCGUGCCCAUCAUGCAGAGACCCAGGCAGGGAGCACCAUUCGGCCGGCAGCACCACAGCCCUGGCCCUGGGAGAGCCGUGCGGGGUCUAUACGCUGAGCUGUGCCAGAGGCCUCCGCUGCAUGCCUCCUCCCAGAGACCACAGCCCGCUCCAGGCUCUGCUCCAGGGGAGAGGGGUGUGUGCCAAAAGCAGCCGCACAGUGCCCACCGACAGACCGCACCCGGCAGGCCCUAAUCCUUCGCACGGCGGUGAUAUGGACAAAGCUCCGUGUCGUCGGCUCUUGAACAGCGUUCUCAGGGGUCUGGAGCUCACACUGUUCCAGUCGGACAAAGAUAUUUAUGUCCCCAACUGUGAUACGCGUGGAUUCUACAGGAAAAAACAGUGUCGCUCGUCUAAGGGGAUGCAACGUGGCCACUGCUGGUGUGUGGAUGAACUUGGGACACCGCUGCCCUCACGCGCUCCUCAAGAUGGCGCUGUGCUGUGUGACGUUGAGUGA